UGGCCGGGACGGUGAGGAACCGGAGCCGGAGCCGGAGCCGGAGCCGGAGCCGGGCAGGGCAGCGGGGCCGGGGGGCAGCGGCUCGGCCCCCCCCCAGAGCCAUGUUCUCCCGCAAGAAGCGGGAGCUGAUGAAAACCCCCUCCAUCUCCAAGAAGAGCCGGGCGGGGAGCCCCGUCCCGCAGACCCUGCCGGACCUCUCCCGUAAGGAUUGCUUGGAAGCGCCCACCUCCAGCCUGGGGGAGCUGCCCCCAUCCAGCUCCAAGCUCAGCACCAGCCCCAGCGCCAUGGGCACCCUCAAGCGCCCCACCAGCCUCAGCCGCCACGCCAGCGCCGCCGGCUUCCCCCUCACCCCGGCCGGCCCCAGGGCCGUGCCCAAGGGCCACAGGACCCCCACAUCCUCCUCCUACAGCCCCAUGGAGGGCGGUGAGGGUCCCUUCAUCGACACCGAGGACAUCUCCCAGCUCCUGGCACACGUGGCCCGGUUCGCUGAUGCCCUGGAGAAGCUGCGGGACGUGGUGCUGCGGGACGACCCCAAAGAGCCGCAGCGGCCGCUGGCCCACGAGUGCCUGGGUGAAACCCUGCGGGUCCUGCGCCAGGUCAUCAGCAAGUACCCGCUGCUCAACACCCUCGAGACCCUGACGGCUGCCGGCACCCUCAUCUCCAGGGUCAAGGGCUUCCAUUAUGAAUCCAACAAUGAGGUGGACAAGAGGGAGUUCGAGAAGGCCGUGGAGACCAUCGCCGUGUCCUUCAGCAGCACCGUGUCCGAGUUCCUCAUGGGGGAGGUGGACAGCAGCACCAUCCUCUCCAUCCAGAACCAGACUAUGGAGAACCUCUAUGGGGGGAUCCCCGGCCCUGGAGGAGAUGCCCUGCCUCCGGGUAUGGAGAGCUACACCACGGGCGGUCCCCCUGCUGAAGAAGUGGAUGUGCUGCUGCAGCGCUGCGAGGGAGGGGUGGACGCUGCCCUGCAGUACGCCAAGAACAUCUCCAAGUACAUGAAGGACCUCAUGGGGUACCUAGAGAAAAGGACCACGCUGGAGAUGGAGUUUGCCAAAGGGUUUCAGAAGAUGGCCAAUAGCUGCAAGCAAACCUUCAGCCAGGAGGCCAACAUGCCCUUCCUGUCCAUCUACCUGCUGACCCUGGAGCAGGACACGGAGCACGCAGCAUCGGUCCUGCAGGCUGCCAGCACCCUGCAGCAGCAAACCUUCCUCCAGCCGCUCUCCCUGAGGCGCCUGGAACACGAGAAGAGGAGGAAGGAGAUCAAGGAGCAGUGGCACCGGGCGCAGAGGAAGCUGCAAGAGGCAGAGGCGAACCUGCGCAAGGCCAAGCAGACCUACAUGCAGCGCAGCGAGGAGCACGACAAGGCCAAGUACAUGGCGGUGAAAGCAGAAGAAGACCAGCAGAGCAUCACCAGCAGCAUCACCACCAAAACCCUGGACAAGAAGAGGAGGCUGGAAGAGGAAGCCAAGAACAAGGCGGAGGAGGCGAUGGCCACGUACCGGACCUGUGUUGCGGAUGCCAACACGCAGAAGCAGGAGCUGGAGGACACCAAAGUGAAUUCCUUGCGGCAGAUCCAUGAAAUGAUCAAGCAGAGCGACCAGGUCAUCAAGCUGGCCACCAUCUCCUUCUACCAGAUCAUGCACAUGCAGACGGCCCCGUUGCCCGUCAACUUCCAGACCCUGUGUGAGAGCAGCAAGCUCUAUGACCCUGGCCAGCAGUACGCCUCGCACGUCCGGCAGCUCCAGCGCGGCGACGAGCCCGACACCCAGUACGACUUCGAGCCCUACGUCUCCCACAACGCCUGGUCCCCCUUCACUCGGACACGCAAAGGCAGCUUCAAUGCUGAGUUCCCAUCGGGAGCUGGCUCUGAUGGAGCCGGGAUGCCCAAGGAUGGGGCUGUCUCGGAAGGGGGAGCAGAAGCCAAGGAGCAGCACGGUGGGGCCAUGGCUGCUGAGGGCAGAGGUGGGAGGGGACACCAGGUCCAUAAAUCCUGGCCAACCACCGUGCCCGAAGCUGACAGCAGCCUGGAUUCAAGCACAGGGGAGUUCAGCCACAAGCUCCAGCGCUUGUCCUCCAACGGCACCGCAUCCUCCAGCGAGGAGCUGGAGGAGAAGGAUGAGAGCACGGCCCCCUUUGAGCAGGGCAUCAAUGGGAUCACCCCAGAGAUGGCGGCUCCAACGGGGCCGUUCCGAAACAUUGGCUUAUCCAAGGCUGCCCAGACCCAUCGGCUGCGGAAGCUCCGAACCCCUUCCAAGUGCCGGGAGUGCAACAGCUACGUUUACUUCCAGGGAGCAGAGUGUGAGGAGUGCAACCUGGCCUGCCACAAGAAGUGCCUGGAAUCCUUGGCCAUCCAGUGCGGGCACAAGAAGCUCCAAGGGAAGCUGCAGCUUUUCGGGCAGGACUUCACGAAGGCUUCUCAGAGCAGCGCCGACUGCAUCCCCUUCAUCAUCAAGAAGUGCAUCGCCGAGAUCGAGAAGCGGGCACUGAAAACCAAGGGCAUUUACCGGGUCAACGGCGUCAAGACCCGAGUGGAGAAGCUCUGCCAAGCGUUUGAGAACGGGAAGGAACUGGUGGAGCUGUCCCAGGCCUCUCCCCAUGAUAUCAGCAACGUCCUGAAGCUCUACCUGAGGCAGCUCCCGGAGCCCCUGAUGCCCUUCCGCAUGUACAACGAGCUGAUGGGCCUGGCCAAGGAGAGCCUGCAGGGCGGCGAGGCCAAGGGCAGGAGCGGCAAAGGGGGCCCCGAGCUGGAGGACAAAGGAGCCGACACCGACAGGGUGGUGCUGAACCUGGUGCUGAAGCUGAAGGAGCUGCUGAAGGAGCUGCCCCAUGAGAACAUGGCCACGCUGCAGUACCUGCUGCAGCACCUGAGGAGGAUCGUGGAAGUGGAACAGGACAACAAGAUGACCUCAAGCAACCUGGGCAUCGUCUUCGGGCCGACGCUGAUGCGCCCGAGGCCCACAGAUGCCACCGUUUCCCUGUCCUCGCUGGUGGAUUACCCGCACCAGUCUCGCAUCAUCGAGGCCCUCAUCAUCUUCUACCCCAUCAUCUUUGAGAGCAAGGAGCUGGUGGCAAUGGGAGACUGCAGCAAACACGCUCCGGAUGGCGCAGGGGAGGCAGGGACCUGCUCUGAGCUGGGCUCCCCGUGUCCCGCAGAGCCCGGCGACCGCUCCGUCGACUCGGACUCGGAGCUGGAGGACAGCGGGGACGCGCUGGGGACCGCGCACGGCGCCUCCCGGGCCCGCCUCACCCAGCAGGGAAGCGAGACCAGCACCGAGGAUGCUCCGGGCUGCGAGGACGGCAGCGAGGGCCCGCGGAGCCGCAGCUGCAGCACCGGCCCCUCGGAUGCGGAGGGCUCCGCUCCGCGCUGCCGCAGCCCCCUUGGGAACGAGCACAGCGAUGCUGAAUGACCCCGAGCGCUGCCU
Neopsephotus bourkii (Bourke's parrot) is the source of this 3419-nucleotide messenger RNA. It is a transcript of the gene ARHGAP45, whose product is annotated as Rho GTPase activating protein 45. Bases 102 to 3404 code for a protein of 1100 amino acids. Gene Ontology annotation, cellular component: membrane. The transcript has 22 exons. Gene Ontology annotation, molecular function: GTPase activator activity. Lineage: Eukaryota; Metazoa; Chordata; Aves; Psittaciformes; Psittacidae. Gene Ontology annotation, biological process: signal transduction; activation of GTPase activity. The record is from RefSeq and is a predicted model, not a curated record.